Molecule: messenger RNA, 1374 nt
Organism: Cicer arietinum (chickpea)
Lineage: Eukaryota; Viridiplantae; Streptophyta; Magnoliopsida; Fabales; Fabaceae
Product: probable pectinesterase 8
Biological process (GO): cell wall modification; pectin catabolic process
Molecular function (GO): pectinesterase activity
Source: RefSeq, a predicted model, not a curated record
AUUUCCCAAUAGUUCACUCCUUCCUUUUCAAUUCUAAAAUCAGAAAAUGAGUCUCAAAAGCAAUAACUUCCUAUCUCUUUUUGUUUCCAUAGUUGCAAUUUUUGCCUCUUUGUAUCUCAUAAAUCCAAAUCCACAUGAGUUCCUCAACAACUUCAAAUACUUAAGUUUCACAAUUAUGACACCAUCAUCUAUAUAUUUGGCAUUGCCUUUAACCUAUAACUUUGGCAUAAGAGACCAUCAUCAUCGACCACACAAAAAACACCCUGAUAGUGGAAAUGCUGAUUCUGUUUGUGAUGAUUUUCCACCAGGAAUUCCACCUCCAAACACUGAUACAAUUUCUUAUUUUUGUGUUGAUCGAAAAGGGUGUUGUAAUUUUACAACAGUACAACAAGCUGUGAAUGCUGUUCCAGAUUUUAGCUUAAAAAGAAAUAUAAUAUGGAUUAACAGUGGCAUCUACUAUGAGAAAGUCAUGGUUCCUAAAACCAAACCCAACAUUACAUUUCAAGGACAAAGCUAUACUUCAACUGCAAUUGCAUGGAAUGAUACUGCAAAGUCCGCCAAUGGAACCUUUUAUAGUGGGUCCGUACAAGUUUUCGCCCCCAACUUCAUUGCUAAGAACAUAAGCUUCAUGAAUUUAGCACCAAUUCCAACUCCUGGGGCUGAAGGAGCACAAGCAGUAGCUAUGAGGAUAUCAGGAGAUCAAGCUGAAUUCAGGGGCUGUGGAUUCUUUGGAGCCCAAGAUACCCUUCAUGAUGAUAAGGGUCGCCAUUACUUCAAAGAUUGCUAUAUCCAAGGUUCCAUUGAUUUCAUAUUUGGUAACGCAAGGUCACUCUAUGAGAAUUGUCAAAUAGUUUCUAUUGCAAAUCCGGUACCUCCAGGACAAAAGAACAUAAACGGUGCGGUCACGGCUCAUGGUAGAGUUUCAAUGGAUGAAAAUACAGGAUAUGCAUUUGUGAACAGUACAAUAGGAGGCAAUGGUAGAAUAUGGUUGGGUCGGGCAUGGAGGCCAUAUUCUCGUGUUGUUUUUGCAUUCACAAUUAUGUCAGACAUCAUUGCCCCUGAAGGUUGGAAUGAUUUCAACGACCCUACUAGAGACCAGACUAUCUUUUAUGGAGAGUACAAUUGUUCUGGGCCCGGGGCUAAUGUAAAUACGAGGGCUCCUUAUGUGCAAAGAUUGAACGAUACACAAGCUUUUCCAUUCCUCAAUGCAAGUUUUAUUGAUGGGGAUCUAUGGUUGGAAACUUAGAAUAAUACAUUAUUUUAGCUAACCCAACACAUGCUAUGACCAUUGCUAACUCCUCUCACAUUUCCAUUAUUUUACUCAUGUAAAAGUUACACAAAUUGUUUAAUCUAAGGGAAAAUUAAGAUCGCCAA